AUGCCGCUGACACUGGCGUUUGUCCUGCACGCCUGCCUUGUUGCGCUCGUUGACAUGCUGUCAAUGUGUCAAUGGUGCAACGGGGCGCCCCCGACCAAUUUGGCAACUCUGGAUUGGACCUGGCGCCUUUCCUCUACUGACACGACGACGAAUUUCAACCGCCUCCCUGUAUAUAGACCAAUGAUAAAAUGUCGGCGCAAGGAUUGGCCGCCGAAAUUCUGCCCGGGGCGCUCUCGUAAACCAGGCUAUUCCUCGCAGACAUGUGUUGGUGAUUCUGGCUCGGCAGCACGGCGCGGCCCAGGGGCUGUCUCACGGCAUAAUUUCGCAGGGUGCAAUAUGAAGCCGAAAUUAUCCAAUUAUGCGGUGCGGGUCGGCGGCGCUGCUAACGUGAUGAAAUGA
Molecule: messenger RNA, 399 nt
Organism: Postia placenta MAD-698-R-SB12
Lineage: Eukaryota; Fungi; Basidiomycota; Agaricomycetes; Polyporales; Adustoporiaceae
Exons: 6
Coding region: 1-399 (132 amino acids)
Source: RefSeq, a predicted model, not a curated record